ACCCAUUUUUUUCCCCCAGUUUUGAAAUUGUUGCUUAUUGCUGGUUCCCUCUCUGGUUCUGCCCAUGAAAGUAAACGAGAAGAAGAAUGGCAUUAAUGGGAGAGGACGGGCGAGGCUAUGAGCUUGCGGGGAAGCUGGAGAGCUGGGGUGUGUGGCGUUCAUGGCUGGGCGAAUCCAAUUACACCAGCGUCGUUCAUUUCCUCGCCUCCCCGUCGACAUGGGAAGCUUUCCUGAAGACCGAAGAUUCUAAAACUAGGGCUCAGAUCCAACUUCAGCUGAGGGUUCGUGCUCUCCUCUACGAUAAAGCCAGUGUCUCCCUCUAUCUUCGCUCUCCUCCCUCUUCUUCGUCGUCAUCAUCAGCUGCUGCUUCUUCUUCGUCUUCUUCCACUGCUGCUGCUGCUCCUUCUUGGAAGAUCAAUCACUCAUAUUUGCAGUUACAUGAGGAUGAUGUGUACUUCUCUUUAGAAGAUGAUACGCGAAAUGGAGUGGUUCAACCACCUGAAGGCUCAAUUUCCAGUAAUUCAAUACAGUCUAAGAUCCAAUCAAAGCAUUCCUUAAGUGUUGGAUCAAGAUAUGUUGAACCGGAGGUUGAUAAUAUAUCUGACGAGUCUGGUCAUUAUGACUUGCCGGAAUCAUGGUACAAUCAGUUUACUAAGAAGUACAGAGCUAGUAGACUUAAUAUUUUGGCCCUUGGGGAUCAAGAACCACACAAUAGAACGGCUGAGGGAAUGUCUACAUACCUCAGACGUCUUGAGAAGCAUAAGAGGAAGCGGCAAGCAUAUAAAGAGGAUCAGUAUGUGGGUUUUGGGAAUCCUGUUUUGGAGAAAGGAUCAAACCUGCAUUCAGUUUCUGCUUCAGAUGGAAAUAACUUAUUGGAUGAUGAAACAUCAUUUUUCCCUGAAAUAAUGUUCCCAUUGAACUGUGUGCCUGAUAGUGCACUCCCUCCCGCAAGUAGAGCAGAAGACAACAAAAAAAUAGAGUUUUAUGGGGUACUUGACUGCUUACCUCCUGUUGUGACUCGGAGUCCUGCAAUGAUGGAGAGGUUUGGUAUAAGGCCUGACUACCUAAGAACUGGUUUUGAGAGAAGUAAAUAUAGGGGAAAGAAUGGGCUUGAGGGGAACAAGAGACCUCUGGGCCAAGAACAAGCAUUGCAGAUGUCUCACAAGGUGAUAGCUCAUGUAUUGACAGGUGUGGGGUUUGAAAGUGCAAGUCAAGUUUCAAUGGAAGUGUUGUCACAGCUUCUCAGCUGUCAUAUCUGUAAACUUGGUCAUAUCUUGAAAGCCCUCACCAAUAAUUAUAGAAAGCAGUGUUCGGCCAUUGAAAUUCUCAAAAUGUUCCUUCAGACAGCAGGGUAUAGUAAUCUUGGGGCUUUAGUGGAGCAUGCAAAGGAUGGUAACAGGACAAUUACACACCCAGCACCGCAACAUCUAAGAGAACUCCAAUCAGGAUUCCAGUCACAGCUUCAGAGUCCCAUUCUACAACCGCAGCAAUUACUGCGACAAAUGCAUCCUCAAAUGCAGAUGCAGAUGAUGCAUCCCCAGAAUAUGGCUUUUCAGCAGCAGCAAGGGGACAGAAUGCAAAGACACCAACCAUCAACUCCUCGCUCUGUUAUGAGUAUGGAUAAAGAAAGACCCAUGUUGGAAGUUAAGAUUGAGAACCCAACUGACUUGCCAAUGGAUGGGAACUCCAUGGUCAAUGGUAGACACCCCCAGAUGCAGUUUCGGCAGCAGCAAAUGGGUGGUAUGGCCAACCUCCCUGCUCAAUCCAGACAUCAGUUUAAGCAAUUGGCUUCCCUUCAAAUUCCUCAACUCCAAACACAGAACAUGGUCAUGGUAAGGCCCCCACCAGUGAAGGUCGAGGGAUUUCAGGAGUUGAUGGGCGGGGAUGCAACAUUGAAGCAUGAUUCUGAAGAGCACAAGCUAAUGUCCCCUUCCAAAUAGUGAUUCUGGUCGGAUCUGACUAGUAUUUGGGGUUUGCCCCGGAUGUACUGCCAUCACUAAUCUCAUGGAAUUCGACCUCUCUUCCGUUCUGCCUCAUGAUUGAGUAGCUUCAUCGCCAAGAGCCUCGUAAUUAGCCAUCAUUCAGAGUAGGUACA
Messenger RNA from Telopea speciosissima, 2095 nucleotides. RefSeq lists its product as uncharacterized. Gene Ontology annotation, molecular function: protein heterodimerization activity. NCBI's taxonomy places the organism in Eukaryota, Viridiplantae, Streptophyta, Magnoliopsida, Proteales, Proteaceae. The transcript is spliced from 7 exons. The coding region runs from base 87 to 1940 and encodes 617 amino acids. The record is from RefSeq and is a predicted model, not a curated record.